Molecule: messenger RNA, 150 nt
Organism: Stylonychia lemnae
Lineage: Eukaryota; Ciliophora; Spirotrichea; Sporadotrichida; Oxytrichidae
Source: the annotation of a GenBank genome assembly
AUGGAUUCACAGUAGGGGUACUAUGGUAAUGUGCAAAUAAUUAUAUCGCUAGAAAUUCUGACCCAGAUCAUAAAGCUCUAGCAGGGACAAGCAAUUUUACUUGAUAAGUAAUCAUUCGGAAACCUCUCAUAAGAUGGCAGAAUACCCUGA